GGUACGUUUUUGAGAGGGAGGGGAGGGGCCUGUUUGAAACGGCAGCAGAACGUUGUGUGAAGAGCCCUGGUUUAUGGCCGCUGCACUCCGAAGCUGUGGGUUUUGAAAUCAGUGUUACUUCAAAUGGUGAGUAUGUAAAGGAACUAUAUUUUAAAUUCGACAUUUCUGAUAAAAAGAAACUUUUCACUGAGGUUGACUCAGCUCGGAACAACGUCAGGUCUUUCUCACAAGCAUCUCGAGUGCGUGUGAUGGAUGAGGAGAAGUUGAUCAACGUGAGAUUAUAAAGAAUCUAUAGUCAUCAUGAAACGUUGUCAACUUUCUUCGUUUGAACGUCUUUAAUAUAAACAAAACAUCAGUCACAGAGGUCUUACUUCAGCCGCGGUGCUUCAUUUAGCGUGCUAAAGGUAGCCAACUCUUUUUUUAUCGGUUCACAGUUUAUAGCGUUAGCACAUUCCCCCAUGCCGCGUUUUUCGCCACCACGCCUCUCGUUGAGUCGUUGUGUAGCAGUAAUACAGUUAUUACAGCCGAGGCUGAUAAAUGUUUUGCAGUAGAGUUUACAGAACAGAAGUGCAGCUGUUGAGCUAAAACUUUUUUUUUUUUUUUAACAGGAUCUUUUGAAGAUGCAGUGGAAGUGAUUCUUUGAGAGCUUUGCAGUGGACAAGUUUUGCAGGUUCUGCAUGGCGGCAAGAAGAGAGAUCCAAGACAAAGAGAUGACUGCACACCAGAAGAUGACCUUGAGGGUCAUUCUCACAGAGGCAGAUAUAAGAAAGGUCACCCUGAACACAAGGCCUGCUACCAUGGAGGAUUUAAUAUGCAAGCUUAAAGAAUCACUGGGACUUGAUUACAACUGCAGUCUCCAGUACAAAGAUCCUGAAUUCAAUUACGAGCUGUGCAAUCUCACAGAUAUUGAAGAUCUUCCAGAAAAACCAACGGUAAAAGUCAUUCCUCUACUUGAGCUGGUACCUGUCUCAACACCUGAUGAAAUUUUGAGUGACACACAGAGUACAGCAGAUACAGAAGUCCUCUCACACUCAUCCCAGGACCGACAGACACCAUGGCCAGAACUAUUUUCUAUCCCAGCCUUUUCUGUUGAUGUAAACUAUAGACUAAGACAGGCAGAUCUACUGUAUCUUAGGGACGGAACACACCUAAAAGUAACAAAAGAGCUAAAACAUGUGAUCCUUGAAAGUUUGGCAGAGAGUAUGUAUAGCUACACAGCAUACCCAAAUAAUGCUCAGUUUGAAAGUGUUGCAGCAGCACUGAUAAGUAAGCACCCCUGUCUCCAGGAACGAGGCUCCACCAAUCACUAUAAUGGUUGGAAAAACAGCCUAAAAUACAAAAUGGCUAACUACAGAACAAAGUGUAGAAGAUCAGGCUGCCUUGAUGUUGCGGUAAAUGCAGGUAAACGGGGAGGGCAUUCAGCAGAAGGCGAACCAGCUAACAAGAAUAUCAAGAAGGCCAAGAAAGGCGAGCUUAACUACUUACCCAACUAUCCUGAGGGAUUUGAUCAGUCAGGCCUUGAGGGUGCCCGCAAGCAAUUGAUUGAUGAAAUGCAGAAGAGAACUCCAGAUGGACAAUGUAUAAAACAGAAGAUGGAUGUGACAUUUGCAUUGAGAAGAAAAGAGGUAGUGGAAUCUGAACCUGCCAUAAGCAAGAUUUUGGAAUGCUGGCCUGCUCUUUUCACGGAAGAUCAGGUGUACAUGGAGUUCAACAGGAUUGUGGGCAAGAACCUCAAGCAAGAGUUCUAUGAAAGCAUUGAUCAGCACAGUCUUCGUCUCAUUGAGAUAUUUCAAUCUAAGAGAGGGAACAUUGGGCAGCUUUUGUCACAGCUAUCACAGCAGACUAAGACCAAAGAGCCAACUGACAUUCGGACACUGGUGCUCAGAGGGCUUCCUAUUGUCCUUGGGGACAGUCCCGCAGACUUCUACAAAGAAUGCUCUGACUCUGAUGACUCAUUCUGCCACCUUGACGUUGCUUUGCUCUCCCCAUCCCCCCACCUCAGGCCAGCCUCUCUAAAGAUCAUUAUUGAGGGAGAGGUUGUGAUGGACAACAUUCAAGACCUGCCAAAAGCUAUGUGCAUUCUGUUUGGACUUACUUACGCCCUGCAUCUCAACUAUCCCAAAUCAAUGAGGAACACAUUCCAGUUCAUCCAACAGGUUCUCCUUUCACUGGGCCACAAUGAACUAAAACCCAGAUUACAAACUCUGAAAAAACAGCUUGCACUGUAA
Messenger RNA from Trichomycterus rosablanca, 2228 nucleotides. RefSeq lists its product as uncharacterized. The transcript is spliced from 6 exons. The coding region runs from base 678 to 2228 and encodes 516 amino acids. NCBI's taxonomy places the organism in Eukaryota, Metazoa, Chordata, Actinopteri, Siluriformes, Trichomycteridae. The record is from RefSeq and is a predicted model, not a curated record.